This is a messenger RNA of Manis pentadactyla (Chinese pangolin), 385 nucleotides long. Its product is annotated as protein S100-A11-like. Gene Ontology annotation, cellular component: cytoplasm. NCBI's taxonomy places the organism in Eukaryota, Metazoa, Chordata, Mammalia, Pholidota, Manidae. The record is from RefSeq and is a predicted model, not a curated record.
AUGCCAAAAAUAUCCAGCCCUAGAGAGACUGAGCGGUGCGUUGAGUCGAUUGCUCUUUUCUGGAAGCAUGCUGCGCAGGAUAGUACCAACUGCAAACUUUUCAAAACAGAGUUCCUAACCUUCAUGAAUACAGAACUGGGGCCUUUCACUAAGAACCAGAAGGACCCUAGUGUUCUUGACCACAUGAUGAAGAAACUGGACCUCAACUGUGAUGUGCAGCUAGAUUUCCAAUAUCUUAAUCUUAUUGGAGGCAUGGCCAUAGCUUGCCAUGACUCCUUUAUCAUGUCUAUCUGUUUCCAGAAGUAAACCUGAGGAGUGAGCCCUUGGGCCUGGCAUCUAGACUACCCCUUUCCUUCCAGCCUCCCAGUCAUCACCUACUCCUCAC